AAAAACAAUUGCAGCCGAUGUUGGCCGAUGCAAAAAAAAUUUCGGAUAUUUUUGAAGAAAAAUUUUAGCUUAGUGAUUUUAGGAAAUCUAUUUAAAGAAAGUAUUUCUUAAUUUUUGUCAAAGUCACAAGGUUUGUUAGCUAACUGUUUUCUUCUAUUUCGUAUCACACGCGUGAAAAUUUUCAUUGGUUUUGCUGUUUUGUUUGUAAACCAACAAUUUGUGUUUUCACAAUGACGUUCGAUUUCUCCAUACUGGCCACCGGACUUCAGGAAACUGGAAUAUCUAUGUUUCUCGGAUCGGCCAUUAUAGGGGCAGUAAUUGGCUGGGGUUUCAAAAAAUUCAAUUUGAUAUAUUUGGCCAUGCACCAGGUUGAUACUACAUCAAAACGAAAUGGGGGUGAAAUUGUUGCCAAAGUCUUGGAAGCUCACAACAUCAAACACAUGUUUACAUUGGCUGGAGGACAUAUUUCACCUAUUCUAGCUGCUGCAGAAAAAAUUGGAAUAAAAGUGGUUGAUACAAGACAUGAGGUUUCAGCAGUAUUUGCUGCUGAUGCUGUAGCUAGAAUGACAGGGACAGUUGGGGUUGUUGCAGUAACAGCUGGACCUGGAUUAACCAACACUGUGACUGCCAUAAAAAAUGCUCAGAUGGCUGAAUCACCCAUUCUGUUGCUAGGUGGAGCGGCAGCAACAAUAUUGAAAGGUCGCGGUGCACUUCAAGAUAUUGAUCAGAUGUCUUUAUUUAGCCCGCUCUGUAAAUAUUGUGUUAGUGUUACCUCCAUCCGAGAUAUUGCCCCUAUUCUGAGGACCGCAUUACAAAUUGCUCAGUCCGAUACACCUGGUCCCGUAUUCGUAGAAAUGCCAAUAGAUGUUCUUUACAGUUACGAACUUGUAAAACGGGAAGUUGGUGCGAAAAGUGACGGCAAAGGCAUAAUGAACAAAAUUGUUAAUUGGUAUUUAAAUAACUAUGUGGACAACAUAUUCGCUGGAGCUUGGGAACCAGUAGAAGUCAAUCCGUUAGCCGUCCAUAUCCCAAUGCCAACCAGUCAGCAAGUUUUGAAAUGCGUCGAGCUCUUGUCGAAAGCCAAACGACCCCUUAUUCUAAUGGGAAGCCAAUCUACCCUCCCGCCCGUCAAAAGCGAGGAACUAGUCAGAGCAAUUAACCGGUUAGGAAUUCCUUGCUAUUUAGGUGGAAUGUCCAGAGGACUUCUUGGAGCUAAAAGUGAUUUACAGGCGAGGCAACACAGACGAGAAGCUCUUAAGGAAGCUGAUUUGAUUAUCUUGGCCGGUUCUGUUUGCGAUUUCCGACUCUCUUAUGGCCGUGUUCUUCCCCGCAAGGCUCCAAUCAUUGCCGUCAAUCGCAACAAAGAUCAACUGCACAGAAACUCUGACAUGUUCUGGAAACCAGCCGUUGCAGUACAGGCAGACGUGGGUACAUUUCUUGUCGAACUCUCUGAAGCAGCCGACGGCAUGAAAUGGGAUCCCGACUGGGUAGCUACGCUCCAGCAACGGGACAAGGAGAAAGAAAUUGCCACCGAAAAGAUGGCGACCGAAGAAACGGAAACACAUUUGAAUCCCUUGGCAGUACUACACUCAUUGGAAACAAUUUUACCUGAAAACGCCAUUCUUGUGGCCGACGGAGGAGAUUUCGUUGGAUCGGCAGCCUACAUCUUGAGACCACGCCUUCCAUUGAGCUGGCUGGACCCUGGAGCAUUUGGAACACUUGGAGUUGGCGGUGGAUUUGCUCUUGGUGCCAAACUCGCCCGUCCGGACAGUGAGGUCUGGAUCGUAUGGGGUGACGGCUCGUGCGGAUACUCUGUUGCUGAAUUCGACACUUUCACUCGCUUCAAAUUGCCAGUCAUGGCACUAGUAGGCAAUGACGCUGCGUGGACACAAAUUCUAAGAGAGCAAGUCACUAUCCUUGGCACUGAUGUUGCUUGCAAAUUAACGCACACGGAUUACCAUGUAGUCGCCCAGGGGUACGGGGGCUUAGGUUACGUUCUGAAGAGAGAGAACUCCAGUGAGAUCGACAACAUGCUGAACAAAGCGCGAGAAGAAAGCCAACAAACGGGAAAAAGUGUUUUGAUCAACGCCUUGAUUGGAAAAACAGGAUUCCGUGAGGGCAGCAUUUCCGUCUGAUUCCGCUCAACCAUGAAUGUAGAAUCAAAUUAUAUAUUCGUUAUAAAUAAAUGAGACACUUAUGGGGAACAAACCGAUCGUAACUUCCACAAAACAGUUUGUAUUUCAACAGCUAUAGCUGGUUGAAGGUCGACUCUGUCAGUAACAACCGAAAGAACGGAAGUUUUGAAACGGCUAACCACAAUUAUUCGUCACGUAAAAAAACUAGAAAUUAAUCAAUGCAUGUCUUCCGUUCCACCAGAUAAUCGUACAAGCGAACUCUUUCUACAGUAAAUCAAGUCAUUUUAUAUCACUUAGUCUCCAAAGAAACAACUCCCAUAAUGCGCUUGUCGCGAUUUUCGGCGAAUGGAUGGUGUUUUCCGUUGAUUUUGACGUUCCAGUUAUUUAUUUAUACGUCCUGCAUGGAUGGCUCGACUACUAUUCAAACGACCACUCCAAUUAUGUCAGAUGUCAGUGAGUUUCCUGAAGCUCGAAGAUCUCCGAGAUUUUUGUGCGUUCAAGCCGGUUGUACCUGCGAAGGAGUCAACGAAGAGAAUGCCAUGGCGAACUGCAACUGUCACGGACAGCUUGACGAUGCCGUUCCGAUAAAAAUGACUCAAACAUUCCUCAAGUUUGCGGGACUAAGGUUUCCGCCGAACCUCAAAAAAAUCCAAAUUUCCAACUGUGAUUUCUUGGACCUCGGUGUGAAUGACGAGUUGUUUCAAUUAAACUUGGCUGAAAUAUCAAUCGAAAAUUCUGUCGGCGUGACCUUACGGUCAAAGGCAUUCAAGAAAGUUGCUCAUUUCACUGUUAAGAACGUGGAGAUGUUUUCGUUCGAAAUUGGCGCCUUUGAUCAUUUAGAUGCUGAAUCCCUCCGUUUCGUAAACGUCACCUUUAACAAAAACAGCAUGGACAAUUUCAAACACGUUGGAGUCAUUAGCCCCCAAAGAAUCCAAUCAACUUUGGAAUUUCGGGAUUCCAAACUGUCGACCGACAUGGAAAUUCAAAUAAAGCAAACUGAUGUAACCAAUCUCACAGUUAGCUUUCGCGGUUGUACACUCGAAGGUUUGAAAUCGACCAUCAGAGCUGAUCGCUUUGAAUUGAUUGGAAACAACUUCCCAAGUCUCUGUACUAUUCCUACGGACGUCCCGCUAGUUCCAGAAGGUAGAAUACGUGAAAAGCCAGAAUGUGAGUUGGAAAAUGUAGCACCCAGCACCAGGGUGGAGUUUUACAAAUCACUGGAGCUCAGCAACAACACUUUCGAUAAAGAGUCGAUGCCUAACAUUCGCUUUAAUGUUCAAGAUAGGGGCGUCAUGGACGUUAUCUUCCCUGAUGACAAAAAGGCCAACCAAACUAUGGCAGAAUCAGCUGAAAAGUGGCUAAAGGUUUUCACUUUCGAUUUUAAAGGUAUCAUGGCCCCGAAUAAAACAAACAGGGGUGUCAAUGAAUGCAAAGAGAAAUGGGUUUGGGGGACUAGCCCGCAAAAGUAUCAAAUCUAUUGUCCCGACCCGCAGUCAAUGAAAGAUUUCGUUCGUUCCGGCAAGUUUAAACCUUUAUUUCAGCGCCCACCCAGUUCUUCUAGUUCUGCAACUUCGUCUUUGUUUUCCCUUAUUUUUGCAACAUUUAUUUUGGUGGGAAUGUGAAUAAUGUCCAUGCAUUGUUUUAAAAAUUAUCCUACAAAAUGUAAUAGUCCUUCACCCAUAGUUUUCUUUCAAUUCAAAAAACGCAAUACAAUCCAUCAUGCCUACUUA
Daphnia pulex (common water flea) is the source of this 3865-nucleotide messenger RNA. RefSeq names its product 2-hydroxyacyl-CoA lyase 2-like. Gene Ontology annotation, molecular function: thiamine pyrophosphate binding; acetolactate synthase activity; magnesium ion binding. The transcript is spliced from 14 exons. The coding region runs from base 231 to 2135 and encodes 634 amino acids. Gene Ontology annotation, cellular component: acetolactate synthase complex. Lineage: Eukaryota; Metazoa; Arthropoda; Branchiopoda; Diplostraca; Daphniidae. The record is from RefSeq and is a predicted model, not a curated record. Gene Ontology annotation, biological process: L-valine biosynthetic process.